UUUGACUCAAUCACAACACUUUACACUCACACUUGAUCUCUGUUUAGCAAUGUACCGAUAGCUGUCUAUCUGUGUCGGCCCUGCGAUGAGGUGGCGACUUGUCCAGGGUGUAUCCUGCCUUCCGCCCGAUUGAAGCUGAGAUUAAACCCCGAAGGAAAUAAACGAUAGAAAUGGAUGGAUGAUAGCUUCCGCGUCGCUUUGUGAGCCGCCAGCUAGCUAUAAGCUAAAUACCGAGCUAAAAUAGCACAACAAGCGUCAACGUGCACUUAGACUAAUGUAUCAGCAUACAAGCAAUUAUUAACUAUGUUUAACUCUAUUUGACGCCAUUAAUGUGCACAUGUACGGAUUAAGGACAUACAACUAUUAGUCAUCUCCACCGAACGCCAUCUUGCUUUAUCCUGGUUCUGUUUUGAUCGCGCGCAUUGUUGUCAGAUCUCGCGAGAGAAACAAGCUUUUAGCUUUCACUACCACGGACGUAGCAUAGCAGUGUGGUCUUUAAGUCUGCGUUCAGCUCUCAUUUCACGUGUGUAGUAAUUCGCCUAUUGUGUGCCAAACUGCAAGUUUAUUCAUUUUUCGUGUCAGGAUAAACUCGACUCGCCUCGGUUAACUUUGAAGAUUUGUCAGGAUUGGCUUAGUUUAGCUCGUUUGCUAGUUAGCUUAGCUUGCUAGCUGCAAACAAAGAGACGCUGAAGCGAUCAACACAUUGCUAAGCACAGAUCAAGUGUGAGUGUAUAGUUUUGGUGUUUUUGUGAAAAUGUGCGAAAGAAAGACAGCAAAGUACGAGGACGAACUUUCUCGAACAAAAGAGGAGAACAGGCGACGACUUCGGGGCGCUGUUUUCCAGAAACAUCAAGUUGUGUCACAUGGAACAGAUGUCCAGCAACUGAUUGGAUGUCCAAAAGAAAGUCUCCCUAAGUCGCAGGGGUGGAAUUCCACUUCAAAGCAGGGGGAUUCAAAUUUCUCUCCUCUUGGAGAAGAAGAGGAAGAUCCACAGCCCUCUUGUUUUAAUGAUGAAGAAAAUCAUCCACAUUCCCCUCAUGUCAAAGAGGAAGAGGAGGAGCCACAGCCUCCACACUUUAAAGAAGAAAAGGAGAGCGAGUGUCUUCAGGGGCAGGAGGAGGCUGAUAUCCCCAAGUUUCCACUGACUGUUGUCUCUGUGAAGACUGAAGACCAUGAAAACAAACCACAUGAGUCCUCACAGCUUCAUCACAGUCCAAACAUCCAACAGCUGAUUGUUCGUCAAAAAGAGCCCCUCUCUCAGUUACCUGAGUUAAGCUCCCCUUUGAAGCAGGAGAAACCACAGCCCCCCCACUUUAAAGUGGAAGAAGAAAAAGUCUGGAUCACUCAGCAGGCAGAGUGUCUUCUCGGGCAGGAGGAGGCUGAUCCCACCAAGUUUCCACUGACUGUUGUCUCUGUAAAGAUUGAAGACAAACCACCUGAGUCCUCACAGCUUCAUCACAGUCCAAGUGAGGAGAAGAGGGAGGUGGAGCCUCCAAGCAGCAGCUCACCACAACAAAUAACAACAGAAGGUGAUGGAUACCACAUUGGAGAAUCACAAGCAGACAACCUCUUAGCUCCACUAUCAGAUAGUGACGACUCAACGUCACAAGUUGAUGUAGACAUGGAAUCAGACAUGAAAGCACACACAGGGAAAAAAACUUCCAUUUGUUCAGUUUGCGGUAAAGUAUUAUCCCAAAAACGCAAUAUUCAAAUACACAUGAGAACACAUACAGGAGAAAAACCUUUCAGUUGUUCAGUUUGCGGUAAAAGAUUCUCCCAAAAAGGUAGUAUUCAAAUACACAUGAAAACACAUACAGGAGAAAAACCUUUUAGUUGUUCAGUUUGCGGUAAGAAAUUCCCCCAAAAAGGUAGCAUUAAAACGCACAUGAAAACGCACACAGGGGAGAAACCUUUCAGUUGUUCCCUUUGUGGUAAAAGAUUCUCCCAAAAAGGUACUAUACAAAUACAUAUGAGAACACAUUCAGGAGAAAAACCUUUCAGUUGUUCAAUUUGUUGUAAGUUUUUCUCUGAAAAACUUAAUAUGCAAAUACACAUGAGAACACAUACAGGAGAAAAACCUUUCAGUUGUUCAGAAUGCGGUAAAAUAUUUUCCAAAAAACAAAAUAUGCAAAGACACAUGGGAACGCAUUCAGGAGAAAAACCUUUCAUCUGCUCAAACUGUGGCAAAAGGUUUUCUCAAAGGGGAACAAUGCUGACACACAUGAGAACGCAUACAGGAGAAAAACCUUUUAAAUGUUCAGUGUGUGGUGAGGGAUUCUCUGAUAAACGCAAAAUGCAAAGACAUAUGAGAACACACACAGGAAAAAAACCGUUUAGUUGUUUAGUGUGUAGUAAAAGAUACGCUGACAAACGCAACAUGCAAAUACACAUGAGAACACACACCGGGGAAUAACUUUUCCUUUUUGGAAGUCCUCUCUGAAUGGACACAUGCAGAGUUACUAAUGGUCUACUGCAGUAGAGUGGAAAAAAUGUUCAUUUUAUGUGACUAUUUGUGUAUCAUUGUAUCCGUUACACCAUAUCCAAUUGUGUUAACAAUCCGCAAAGUAUGGGAAGAUAUUGUCUAAAAUGCCACAGGUUCCAUCCGCCAUUUUGAAUAUUUCGCUCGAAAUAUCUUUGUCGUGGUAACAUUUCUGCACUCUGGCUAUAUUAUCAGAUCAGUCCUAUUAGGAAUAUACAAACAUUGGAAAGACACGUGCUGUUUGUCAUUCACAAUCCUUAUGGAGGACAAGACUUCUGUCCAAAGGCAACACCUAGUAACCCACUUCUAGCUGAUUUUGAGAAAACAAAGGAAAACCAAUCUAUCUUGAUGCUGUCUUGCGAAGAUCUACAAAAUCAUCAAACGUAUAGAUGUUUUCUUGAGCUUUUGUUUUCUUGCCGAUUGAGCCAUGGAUUGAAUCUGCUCUCAUGAACGUGUGCCCUUUCUCCAGAUAUUUUAUCACAAUCUCGGAUGGGCCCCAUUCUGCGUUUGCACAUUAGGCAAGAGCCGUGUACAGUGUCCAGUUUUUAUUUUGACCUCCACAGUUAUCUGCCCAAAAGAGUAUGCAAGGGGAAGAAUCAAGAACAAUACGUUUAAUGAAGGUGCUUGCAACGUCCUGGGCCAAUCUUCCAAAUAUCCCCUCGUGCCACAAUAUCACAUAAUCAGGUUGACCGUCGGCCCCCAUUCGUGCAAAUGUCUCAUUAAAGACAAUAAGGCGACUGACAAAGAAGCUCCAAUUGGUCGCUUGAGAUACUAGGUUUUUCUGUUGUUUCUACACGGUUAUGUGGUAGUUGCUAGGUCCUGCCAUGCGCGUAACAGCUUACUUACGGAACAAAUUACAAUAUCGCAUACACUAAUGUAAAGCAUAUCACCUAGGAACUCCAAAAUUAUUAUAAGCUCAGUUUUGACCAAAAUUGAGUUACUGGGAUUUGCCUUUGGACGGGAGAAGAACACAUAUGCUUGGCUUUUUUUUUCUGCAUUCAAAAUCAUAAUUAAAUAGUCAACAAUUGAGUCAACAGAUGGAGGGUUUUCUGUCGCGCCCAUUAUACUCUAAUACCAACUAGGAACCGCCAACCAUACUGUAUUUACAUAUCGUUACCUGAAAAUAACCAAAUAUGAGUGAUAUUGUUUUUAGUGUCAAUGCUGAUGGCCUAUUUUAGCGGCGCAUUGAUAGCAGUGAGCUAAUGCUACCUUUAAGCUGCUAUUGUUGACACACUGAGCCGUCGGCUGCUUCUGCUUAAUCUCAAACUUGCUAAAAGUAAAUUCUAGAUUAUAAUUCAUGCAUUUCUCCCCUGGCAGUAGACAAGUGGCCAUGGACCGAGAGACUCGUCGACUUUGACAUUACCGGAGAUGGCGAAAAAUACGCUGGUUGCGGAAACUAUCUUUUACUCUUCAUGAGGAUUGCGACUAAGUCUCUAAAAGAAAUUACACGUGCGUCCUGUUGGUCAGCAUCACAACAAUGUGGAAAUUGUUUGGUUUGUUAUGAUUUAUUAUGGUUAGUUUGUAUGUUUAGUACCUAGCCAUGCUGCUGAUACAUCCGUUUAGUACUCAGCUUCUAAAACUUAUCCUGUUUGUGUUCUGGCUCUAAAAUAUAAAGUUUUGUAUGAAGAUUUUUCCUAAAGUAAUCUUUCAAAGUCUGCUUGAUUAGCAUUGUUGUUGAUGGGGAAGAGAUCAAUGUUUCCUAACGCUACGUCACGCGAUAAUUUGACUAGCUUCGUCAUUAAUUCUCAAAACGGCUCGGGAAUCGCAAAGGGAUUGAUAUUAUUUUGAUCAUAUAUUUUUAUUCGUAAACUCAAGAAGUCUUUUGGUGUAAUAAAUUAGGUAUAUAUGAUUAUAACCUCAAUAUAGCCUACUCAGUGGCCUCGUGGUUAGAGUGUCCGCCCUGAGAUCGGUAGGUUGUGAGCUGGAGGGACUCCAGUAGCCUGAGUCAGACAGUCUGACAGGUCCUGAACUGUUGGACUCUUGUCAUCUUCCUGACUUGUCACAGUGAUGCUGUGCUUCGUGGAACGUAAGCCACUGUCAUGGUUAAAGAUUCCUCGGACAUUUUAAAUGAAUUCCUUAGAUUAACGAAGCAUGGAGACUACGGCUAGCAUCUAACAACUCAUCCCAAGACUCGAACUAUCAUCAGCCGUGACUUCAGUCCGCAACGGGGAUGUAAUCAGGCGAGAACUAGAAAUUGAAAAUCUCACGGAAUAUUAUUAGUCAGAUUCACAAGUCGUAUUGGCAUACAUAUCCAAUGAUGCUAAAAGAUUUCACACAUUCGUCGCCAAUCGAAUCCAACGAAUAAGACAAAGCACAAGUGCUGAAAAAUGGCAGCACGUCAGCUCAGAAAACAACCCUGCUGAUCAUUCCUCAAGAGGUUUAAGCGCAACUCAACUGAAAGAAUCAAACUGGUUAAAAGGCCCAGAUUCCCUUUGGAAACAAGAUCUUCCAGUCAAUGAGGAAAUGGUGGGAGAGAUCGAAGAAACGGAUCCCGAACUCCGUAAAGGUCACACGCACAGCUAACCGAUCUCGACUGGAACAUAGUUGGUUGCUCGUAUCAAGUACACAAUCACAAUGAUGCCAUCGGCACAAGUCACAGAAUCAUUGUGCGUGAAGUAACUCCUGCUUCACAACCAGCAGUUGAACUCAAACAAAAAGUGCGUUUUGUAUGCAGAACUCAAGUAAAGGAAGUCAAUCCAAUUGAUGUGAUAAAGGCUUUGGAAUCUGACUUCUCUGAGCAUGCAACAGACGACAAUCCAAUUUCUCAAGAAGAUAUUUUGUUCAUGACAAAGGUGACAAAAGGGAUGAACUCAAGUAAAGAGCCCGUCUUUAAGAAGCCGUGCCAGUGUUGUCAUUUCGGAGCCACAGUGAAAACUCGUGGCCGCCUGCCACUUCGGAGGUUCUUGGGCAGCAAAUAUUUCUGUCUUGUGCAACUUGUUCAGCUAGCAAAUGUUCUUGCUGCUCCUGAUGGCUCAAAGUAUUUUGCAUGUCUGCAACCCCAAAUACUACACCAAAAUUCGCGAGUCAUACUAAAGAUUAUAAAAAGGGGACCCAUUACCUCCCUGUUUGGCAUUCAGUAUCAAGGGUUGGAAUUGGGGGUUAAAUAACCAAAAAUGAUUCUCGGGCGCAGCCACCGCUGCUGCCCAGUGCUCCUCUCAUAUCCCAGGGGGUGAACAAGGAUGAUGGAUCAAAUGCAGAGGACAAAUUUCACCACACCUAGUGUGUACAUGACAAUCAUUGGUACUUUAACUUUAGAGGCAACUUGUUUUUCCACUCUACUGCUACUUUAAAGUCUGUACUGUGUUCCAGAUCCGGACCACGAUCCAGUGGGGACCCGGCCAGCCCACCUUAUGAUAUGAAUUACAAAUCACUAUCAAGAUUUUUUUUUUAAGUACGGGUUUAAACAUGAAUGAAUAAAUGGUUUGUAAUGAUAAAUACAGCGUUUUUAAAUAUGAUUUAAAAGAUCAUGUAAAGGAGAACUGAACUUUUGAAAAAAAUGUUUGCCAACAAUUCACAAUCAUUAUGAGAAACAAGCACACUUUUUAUUCCUUUUUUAUGCAUUCUAACUUGUACAUAAUGGCUAGCAAAAGUCAGCUAACAAUAGAGAUAAUGGUGUUCAAUCUCUUGUGCCUAUAAAACGUUCUAAAAACAUCAAUCAUUGUUUUAUAGACACUGUAAGUAUAUAUGUAAUGUAGUAACAGGCACGUUCAUAAUAACAUUUUGUAUUUUUGUAUUUUGGACAUUUUAGGCAUCAUCGGAACAUUUUGACUGCGCAACGAUUUUACAGACACUUCAGUUCCCAUUACGUGUUGUAUACUAGUAUGGUAACCUAGAUAAACAGCAAGUCUAACUUCGGGUUUCACGAGCCAGGAUCAGAGCGUCUUGCUCCCUUUAUUGUUGACAAAUGCAACUGAUGACACUUUUAAUACUCAGAGAAAUCACGAGUGAAACUGCAAUAACAUGCGUAAAAACAAAUCAGAUAGAUAGCAUUAGAAAUCAUGCAUUAGCCAGUGUUCAAUCACAAGUGCUAUGGCAUUAUAUAUGUUAUUUGCAUAAACAAUUGUAGUCUCACAUAAGGACGUUACAAAUGAAUAUUUGACAGACAAUUUACUGCACUGAAAAUAACCACUAGAUGGAAACAAUGCUUAAAAAUGGCACAAUCUUGUCACCUUAGUGUUGCAACAACUUAUUUUCCUUCAUUUGAAGCAAAUGAAGGCUCAAAACACGACGGCAAGUUCCAACGUUCACCGUGUGUUUAGAGAAGCAUUCUACAAGUUUCCCAUAAUAUCUUGCGACUCCCGCAAACUCUGUCAAAAUAAAACACACUGGUACAAAACAAUUGUCAACUUCCUGUCAAGAAAACAUGCAGGGCAAACGUUUGGUAUUUCGUUCAACAACUAUUACUAAUCAUGGCAGACUUCAUGAGAGCCAACAAAGACUACUUUGGGACAAAUGGCCUUCCAAAAACAUAUAUUUUUGCGCGUAAAUAUACAGAGGAUGAGCUACAAGUUUUGGAAGCUGAUUGAUAAGCAGAUCCAGCAAGUAGCAGUAUUGCUAAGUGAUAAACAAAAAAUACAAACUACGAACAUAAUAAAACAAUCACUUACUGUACAACAUCUACUCUCAUGUGGAUGCGGACUGUUGGGUUGUGUAUAUCUCCCUGUAUAUCUCUCUUCAUAAUCAUGCAGAUAAAAAAAUAUAUUUAAACAUCCGCAAACAAGCGUCUUCUUGUGUCUUUCUUGUCAGUUCCAAGUCCAAGUUGGUUGCCAAAGUUGACCAACUUGGCAACAACCUUCUAUUAUACUCGAGAGGGGCAUGAUGUAUAAUCUAAAAUUAACUUUCAUCAACUCGGAGGCGAUGCAGCAGUUCAUUUUGUAUUAUUACACCUAGGAAUUUGAUUUGAUUUAUUCUUUGAAUGCCACUUUGUCUAUUUGUACUUGUGUUUAACGAAAGUCACCGAAUAGCAUUCAUUUGGUUUUAUUGAGAUUUAAAGAUUGUCUGUUUUUGUCAAACCAUCUUAGGUCAUUAUUUGUAUUAGCUUCUGUGGUCUCUCCUGAACAAAACACAGUUGUGUCGUCUGCAAAUAUUUCUAGCUAAGUCUUUUGUAACUUUACAGAUGUUGUUUAUAUAAAGAUUGAAAACUUCCCAGUAUUGAUCCCUGGGGUACGCCAUCAGAUAGAUUUAGCUCUGUGGACAUUUUUUUGCCUGGCUUCACGCAUUGCUUUCUGCUGAUUAAGUAGCUUCUUACCCAGUUUAAGACCAACCAUCCGAUUCCAUAACAUUCUAAAUUGUUAUUAAAAUAUUAUGAUUGUGUCAAAGGCUGUUAAUAAAUCCGUAAACACUACAGCAGCACACUGUUUACCAUUUAUUGCAUUGGUAAUUUCUUCCGUUUUUUCCAAUAAUGCAAUGGAUGUUGAAAUGUUGGCUCUGUAUCUGUAUUGGUUGUCAGUGUGUGUUUCAUUUGUGUUUAUGAAUGUGUCAAAUCUGUUGUUAAAAAACAGUUUUUCAAUUAUUUUUGAAAAUUGUGGAAGUAAAGAAACCAGUCUGUAGUUUGUAAAGUGUUGUUUGUCUCUAGUCUAAUAAAUUGGCACAACGUUUGCUAUUUUCGUUGUAUUUAGGAGUUUGUCUGUUUAAAAUGAUAGGUUGCUGAUACACAUUGAAGGUUGUGAAAUUUCUUCAUUACCGUGUUUAUUGUUUCCAUAUCAAUCCCGUUACAACCAACAUCCCUCCAUCUUCUGGACAGUACCUCUCCCCAACGGACUCUGAUGUUCUUUUUAUUUCCGGUGGGCUACGCAUUAUCCAUCUUAAUGUGAACAGCCUCUCUGGAAAUAAACUCGACCAAAUCAGAGAAAUGUUCCACAACAAAAAGGUAAAAAUCCAGUGUUUCUCUGAAACUAAAUUAGAUGAAAGUGUUUCUGACUCAGAGAUAGAGACUUCUCGGUCAUCAGAAAGGACAGGAAUAGACAUGGUGGUGGUGUUUGUAUGUAUAUUCACCAGGAUAUUAAAUACAUAACUCGCGCUGAUCUUGAUCACAAUGCCCUUGAAUCUGUGUGGGCAGAAAUCAUAUUCACAAACGCUAAGCCUGUACUGAUAGGGACUGUAUACAGACCCCCUAAUCAGAGUGAUUUCUAUGGUGCUCUUGAAAAGUGCUUAGCUGGAGUAGACAACAUGGAGAAAAUUAUAACGAGAUCUGAACACAAAUCUUCAAAUCUUACAGCAAGUGUUAUGACCCGCUGCCCGGAUCAUACCAUAUUCUAGUUUGUUCCGUUUUUGUGUCAUAUUCUGUCAGUGUUUGACUUCCUUAGUUCCUGUUUGUUCUGUCACCAUGGUGGCUUAUUAUUUUCACCUGCCACGGUUUCCAGACGCACGCCUGUUUUUGCUAAUCACCGUCCUUAUUUAAGCCUGCCUUUUCUAUUCAUUGAUUCUCGCUUCCUAGUUUGAGUUACACGCAGUUUGUGUUUCGCAACAGUAACGACUCUGAUUCCCAUGUUUUCACUUGCUAGCCCUCGCGCUUUUUUUCCCCCUCUAGCUCCCAUGCUAGUAGUUUUUGUUUUGCCUUUUGUGCCUAGUGCAAGUUUUUCUGUUACUUAGUCUGUUUUAUUUAUUAAUAAAUCAGUAUUUCUUACCUCCA
Messenger RNA from Nerophis ophidion (straightnose pipefish), 9110 nucleotides. Its product is annotated as zinc finger protein 260-like. Gene Ontology annotation, biological process: regulation of transcription by RNA polymerase II. Gene Ontology annotation, cellular component: nucleus. Gene Ontology annotation, molecular function: DNA-binding transcription factor activity, RNA polymerase II-specific; RNA polymerase II cis-regulatory region sequence-specific DNA binding. Bases 755 to 2413 code for a protein of 552 amino acids. The transcript has 3 exons. The record is from RefSeq and is a predicted model, not a curated record. NCBI's taxonomy places the organism in Eukaryota, Metazoa, Chordata, Actinopteri, Syngnathiformes, Syngnathidae.